AUUUAAAGAACCCCAUCCAAUCAGAGCGAGGCAUCAUCCCCCCUCAUCUUCCUUCUUCUUCCUCCUCCUCCUCCUCCACUCCACUCCCUCCUCAUCGAUCCGGCCAAAAGCUACCCAAAUGUUAUCGAUCUCACCAAAAGAGAAGCAAAAAGAGAGAGAGUAGCAUCAAAAGAACAACCGCAUCGCCACUCAUCUCGCCUCGCCUCGCCUCGCCUGCAUCCGUCCAGCUCGCAAUUUACAUGCAUGGCUACUAGGUUGUUGUGUAGCUAGGUGGGCUACAGGCUACUAGCUCUCAGCUCGGCUCGGCUCGCCAUUAAAAUCCCUUGUUACAGCGCCUUGCUCGGUCUAACACUUUGUACCGCGCCAUAUGUUGCCGCCGCCUCCUCGUCGCCGUCGUAGCUUAGAUGGAUACGCUGUUUAGGUUGGUUAGCCUCCAGGCCGCCUCCGAGCAGCAGCAGCAGCAGCAGCAGUCGGCGUCCUACAACUCGAGGAGCACGACGUCGAGCGGCUCCAGGUCGUCGUCGCACCAGACGAACGCGUCGUACAGCUACUACCACCACAGCAGCAACAGCGGCGGCGGCGGCGGGGGUGGGCAGUACUACUACGGCCAUCAGCCGCCGCCGCCGCAGUACUACUACCUGGAGCCGUACCAAGAAGAAUGCGGCAACGCCCCGCACCACCAGCUUUACAUGGAUGAAGACUUCUCUUCCUCGUCGUCGUCGAGGCACUUCCACUCGCACGGCGCGCAGGUGCAGCCGCCGGCGUCGUCCACGCCCAUGGGGACGGCCCCGACGCCGCCCCUGUCCACAUCUUCCACCGCGGCUGGCGCCGGGCACGGGCUGUUCGAGGCGGCGGACCUGUCGUUCCCGCCGGACCUCAACCUCGACUUCUCGUCCCCGGCGUCGUCGUCCGGUGGCGGGGGGACAGCGUCGUCGGGCGCGGUCGGAGGCGGCGGUGGCGGGAGGUGGGCCAGCCAGCUGCUGCUGGAGUGCGCUCGCUCGGUGGCCGCGCGCGACAGCCAGCGCGUGCAGCAGCUCAUGUGGAUGCUCAACGAGCUCGCGUCGCCGUACGGCGACGUUGAGCAGAAGCUGGCCUCCUACUUCCUGCAGGGCCUGUUCGCUCGGCUCACGACGUCCGGGCCGCGCACUCUGCGCACGCUCGCGGCGGCGUCCGACCGGAACACGUCGUUCGACUCGACGCGGCGCACGGCGCUGCGGUUCCAGGAGCUCAGCCCCUGGUCGUCCUUUGGUCACGUCGCCGCCAAUGGCGCCAUCCUGGAGUCCUUCCUGGAGGUAGCCGCCGCGGCGUCGUCGGAGACGCAGAGGUUCCACAUCCUUGACCUGAGCAACACGUUCUGCACGCAGUGGCCGACGCUGCUUGAGGCGCUGGCCACGCGGUCCGCCGACGAGACGCCGCACCUGUCGAUCACCACCGUGGUGUCGGCCGCGCCGUCCGCGCCCACGGCGGCGGUGCAGCGCGUCAUGCGGGAGAUCGGGCAGCGCAUGGAGAAGUUCGCGCGCCUCAUGGGCGUGCCCUUCCGCUUCCGCGCAGUGCACCACUCCGGGGACCUCGCGGAGCUCGACCUCGACGCGCUCGACCUCCGCGAGGGCGGCGCCACCACCGCGCUCGCCGUCAACUGCGUCAACUCGCUGCGCGGCGUGGUCCCUGGCAAAGCCCGCCGGCGCGACGCGUUCGCGGCGUCACUCCGCAAGCUGGACCCGCGGGUCGUUACCGUCGUCGAGGAAGAGGCAGACCUGGUGGCGUGUGAUCCCGACGCGUCGGAGGAAGGCGGCGACACGGAGGCUGCAUUCCUCAAGGUGUUCGGCGAGGGCUUACGCUUCUUCUCGGCCUACAUGGAUUCGCUCGAGGAGAGCUUCCCCAAGACAAGCAACGAGAGGCUGGCAUUGGAGAGGGGAGCGGGGCGUGCCAUCGUCGACUUAGUCUCGUGCCCGGCGUCGGAGUCGAUGGAGCGGCGGGAGACGGCGGCGGCAUGGGCGCGACGCAUGCGGUCGGCCGGGUUCUCUCCGGUGCCAUUCAGCGAGGACGUCGCCGACGACGUGCGAUCACUGCUGCGCCGGUACAGGGAGGGCUGGUCGAUGCGCGAGGCCGGCACGGAAGACUCGGCGGCCGGAGCCGGUGUGUUCCUCGCGUGGAAGGAGCAGCCUCUGGUGUGGGCAAGCGCGUGGCGGCCAUGAUCGAUCGUCGUCAUCGACGGAUCGAGCUCACCGACGCAGACGCAUGCAAAAGCUCGGUCGACGAAUAGCACAAAAAGAGAAGGAUGAGGAAUGCCGGGUCUCUGAGAGGAUUAGGUGAUGGGGUGAUAUCAUGAGCUCAGAACCAUUUGUAGAAAAAUCAUAAGCUUGCACCCUUUCUCCUUGUCCUUUUUCACGCAGAAGCUGCAGCAGCCGUCCCACUAUACCAGAUUUCUUUUGACACAGCGUGCUCCUGCUGCCCUUUUACUUUGUCCAGCUUGCUCUAUAUAUUUAUUACUUUUGUAUCACUAAUUAUUGUCUGUGAAUUGUGACUUAUAUAUAUACCGGUUCGAGCACGCAGC
Molecule: messenger RNA, 2554 nt
Organism: Oryza brachyantha (malo sina)
Lineage: Eukaryota; Viridiplantae; Streptophyta; Magnoliopsida; Poales; Poaceae
Product: protein SHORT-ROOT 1
Exons: 2
Coding region: 405-2195 (596 amino acids)
Biological process (GO): leaf development; asymmetric cell division; radial pattern formation
Cellular component (GO): nucleus
Molecular function (GO): DNA-binding transcription factor activity; sequence-specific DNA binding
Source: RefSeq, a predicted model, not a curated record